Molecule: messenger RNA, 1270 nt
Organism: Strigops habroptila (Kakapo)
Lineage: Eukaryota; Metazoa; Chordata; Aves; Psittaciformes; Psittacidae
Gene: ROPN1L
Product: rhophilin associated tail protein 1 like
Exons: 6
Coding region: 267-944 (225 amino acids)
Source: RefSeq, a predicted model, not a curated record
CCCAGGCCCAUGGUGCCAGCUCUGGGGCAGCAGUGCGGAGCAGCAGCUGGUACUGCCCGUGCUGCGCUAGGAGGGACAGUCCAUCGGCAGUAUUACUGUCCUGAACCUCCAGCACUCUGUAGCAGCAGCCACUCUUAACGGGAAUUUUAGGGAAUACGCUGGCUGAUGCCUAUUUUGCAGCUCAAUCAGCGUUUGUUCACAUCUCGUCCAAGCCAGGAAGUGUUGCCUGUUUGACAGAGAACUCUCGAAACACAUUGCAGGGCUGUAUGACUGAACACAAACCGACCAUGCCUCUUCCAGAAACCAUGUUUUGUGCUGAGCAGAUCAGAAUCCCUCCUGAGCUACCUAAUAUUCUGAAGGAAUUCACCAAAGCUGCUAUUAGGACUCAACCUCAUGAUGUUUUGCAGUGGUCGGCUGCGUAUUUUUCAGCGUUGUCAAAAGGUGAGACCCUUCCUGUGAAGGAGAGGCUGGAAAUGCCUUUAACGAUAGAGAAAACAGAAGCUGGUUUGACCCUAGGACUCCUUAAAGUCUUGCACAAGCAGCUUUCUCCCAAAGGCAUGGUGAAUGUUGCAGAACUGAAGGAGAAAUGGAAGCACUUGUGCUUGCCAGAGGAGCAGCUACAAGCUAUCCUGCAGUUGGACGACUUCGGCGAGGAGGUGGAAUGGAUGAAGUUUCUGGCACUUGGGUGCAGUGUGCUCGGCAAGUCCUUGCUGAGUUCAAUGAAACAUGCCUGUGAAAUCUUAACAAAGGACCCAGAAGGUGGAGCAGCUCGCAUUCCCUUCGAAAUGUUCUCCUUUCUUUACUCGUAUUUGGCCAGUAUUGAUGGAGAUAUACCAAAGGAGGAAGUUGAAGUAUUCCUCCACAAAAUUAAAGAGGAAGCUGACAAACAAUCUGGCAUGGUGCUGCUCAGAAACUUCCUGAGCCAGGCCUCAACACUGUUUUGAUCAAGCCCACUCUUCAGCACCGGCUGAGAGAAUGAAAAAAAAAGGAAGAAACAAACACGUGCAAGAGAAGAAUCUGUGUUCAAAGGACUGUUAUUUGCACAUCACAGUAAAAGAGGACCCUCUCCUGGCACUUUCUUUUCUUUAUCCCACUCCUGAACUCUUCCUUCAGUGGGCCUCUCAAAUAUUAACACCUAGGGAGUGAUACUUUCUCUCACCUGUUUAUAUUGAGAAAAAGGUAUUUUGGCAUGGAUCUUCCUACCUAUACUUUGUAAGUGACCGUAAGAAAAGCAGCAAACCACAGAAUUAAACUGAGAGAAGACUUGUCA